Messenger RNA from Aspergillus candidus, 2529 nucleotides. RefSeq names its product ESCRT-II subunit protein VPS36. Bases 89 to 1978 code for a protein of 629 amino acids. NCBI's taxonomy places the organism in Eukaryota, Fungi, Ascomycota, Eurotiomycetes, Eurotiales, Aspergillaceae. Gene Ontology annotation, molecular function: phosphatidylinositol-3-phosphate binding; ubiquitin binding. Gene Ontology annotation, biological process: protein transport to vacuole involved in ubiquitin-dependent protein catabolic process via the multivesicular body sorting pathway. Gene Ontology annotation, cellular component: late endosome membrane; ESCRT II complex. The record is from RefSeq and is a predicted model, not a curated record. The transcript has 3 exons.
UAUCGAAACAUCAUCUCUCAUGUUUCCUCAGUCGUCUGUCUUCACUGUUUUCCUGGGUGUGGAGAAGUCCUCAGGUCUGGUCUACUAGAUGUUUUUCAAGCCGUUGGACCUGACCACUGCUCUUCGUCCCUUGUUGUUGCCCGAUGAGACCCUGUUGUUCGUUCAGGAUGCGGUGGGGUUAUAUGAGGGCAAAUACAAAAUUCCCGACUAUCAGGACGGCCAUGCGUACCUCACGUCGCACCGAGUAUGCUACGUCGCAGUCGAGGAGCCGCGGAAGUACUCGGUCAGCAUUGACUUGAAAGAGGUGGAUCAUGCGGAUUACCAAGCUGGUUUUCUGAAAUCGUCGCCUAAGAUCACCUUGUACCCCAAACCGCGGAAGACCGGUCUCUCCAAGUCUCGAAGCACCGCGGCGAGUCCAGCCCGCUCUUCGCACCCAGCCCAUCUGCAAUCAACAAGAUCCCAGUCGCCAUUGACGCGGAUAUCCACUCCCCAGGUCCAGUCACCCGCACCACAGCCAGUGCUGGCCACCUGGAUUUGCCCCAUAUGCUCAUUGUCCAACCCGGUGCCUUACAACUUCGAUCCGUCCACGGCCACUACAUCGACGCAAGUGCCUCCUUGUCUAGCAUGUGGCAUCAAACCCCCUUUCACAACCGUGCUCAAGGCCGCCAUAAGUGCUGCAGCCAGCCGAGAGGGUACCUCGACAGCAUCUGCCUUGCCUCUGCCCGGUCAGGAAGCCGUUCCCGAGCACAAUGAUACCCGCAACGCGACUUCAUCACAGAACGGGGCCUCGAUCUCAUGCCCCCGGUGUACUUUUGUAAAUCACCCUUCUCUUUUGGAAUGUGAAAUUUGCGGCGCUCCGAUCAGGCCCGCCGGCGCCCCGGGUGCUACAGGUGAUACUCUGGGGCGUUCGGAGUCCCCGGCUCCAUUCUUCAACCAGGGAAGCAUCAAGAGUACCGAAAUAACCGACUGCAUCAAACUUUCGUUCCGUGGAGGGGGCGAAAAGGCUCUCUACGAGAGGCUGAAAGGCGCCUUGGUCCAGAGAAAAUGGCUUCUCUAUGAUGCGCCCCCCGCACCGCAGCAGCCGUCGCAGCGCACAUCAUCCCCUGGUUUGACAACGGCCCCAUCGGUGUCGGAUGCGGUUCCCGCACAGACUCGGUCCCCCGCAGUUGGCAUUGCUGGCCUUGAACAACGAGGGCUUCAAACUCGUCGGAACAAUGAACUAGUCAUCGGCAAUGCGUUCGAAGAUCUGGAGGCGCUCAUGGCAUCCGCGAAGCAGAUCGUUAGCCUUGCUGAAACACUGGCGCGGGAAUCGGGUAUGGCCAGCGAUGAGGGCUCCGCGGAAGCCAGUGCAGUACUUUCAGAAUCGGUGGAAGCGUUGGGGAUGGUGACGACCAAGGAUAUGCUUGGUUCUGGUGCGGAGAGCUUGUACCUGUCGGAACUUUCGCGCAAUCUAGCAGAAUACUUAACCGAUGACCGCAAAGGGAUUCUCCAGAGAGAAGGCGGGAUUGUGAGUCUCAUCGACUUGUGGGCCAUCUUCAAUCGGUCGCGCAACGGGGUGGAGCUAGUCAGUCCUUCGGAUUUCCAGCGAGCGGCAGGGUUGUGGGAGAAGCUGAAGCUCCCAGUCCGGUUGCGCCGGUUCAAGAGCGGCCUGCUUGUCGUCCAGCGUUACGACUGGAGCGACGAAAAGACCAUCCAGCAGAUACGAGACUGGAUGGCGGAGCUGUGCCAGCAUCCGCCCGCUGAAUCAGUCGCCUGGGACUGGCGCAUCUUCGGGCAGGCCGUCACGGCUCAAGAGGCAGCGCAGCGGUUCAAAUGGAGCGUGGGCGUCGCAACCGAGGAGCUGGAAAUGGCCGAAGAUCAAGGCAUCCUUUGCAGAGAGGAAGGCAUCGAGGGGCUGCGGUUUUGGAGCAACCAUCUCAUAUCCAGCUCCGAGCCGGAAAACGUAGGCGCGCUGAGCGUCACCAGCCUUACCAUCUGAUUAAUCCAGACCUCGACAACAAGUCCGUAAACGAUCACGCUUAAACGACCGCCCAUGCAAUCAUGUUCCGUCACUCCAUUCUGUACAUAAACCUACUAGACAUCUCGCCCCUCAGGAGCCGGGACCAGCAACCAGCUCGCAUCACAUCCAACCAUGCAGACUAUCUAUAUACACAAAACGAUCAAAAGAACGAGACAGAAUUAGACCAACUCCCUCCCAAUGAUCAAAGCAUCCACCAACUCCUCACUAUUCGCCAACCGACCGGCCCCCGGGACACGGCCAAUCACGCGGAAACCCAGCUUCUCCCAGAUCUUGACCGACGCGACGUUGUUCUCAAAGACAAGAUUGAAGACGGAAAACUUAUAGCCCUGCAUCGGUGUUAGCCCCCCAAUCUCACCACCCAGUCCGAUAAAGGGGAAAGAAAGAUAGAGAACCUACCAGCUUCGGCGCAUACUCCAAAUAAGUCUCACCCAUGACGAUUCCCACUCCGCGGUUACGCGCCGCCCCCGUCGUCAUGAAUCCCGCAUUGCAGACAUGCGAGCACCGCCCUA